GGCCUGAAAGGCGGUUUCUUUGUUUGGUAAUACGUAUACCAGCACUGGAAAACAGACGCUCCGCAGGAACUGAUGUCGCCAAAAUUGGAAAAUAAUCUAUGGCCACUUUAUAAAUCCACGGAAAUUCAUGAAAUAUCGUCGAAAUUAUUAUUUUCUCUAGAAGAUACAUAUAAGCUCUGUGCUAUCAGAAUCGGAAGCGAUUUCUUCAUUUCUUUAAGCAAUAUUCGCAACUUCUCGUUUUUUAAUAUCCAUAAGAUGAGAUGUAGCUGAAGUAUGAGACGUCUCAAUUCGUCUCACAAAACGCUCGCAGCGCCACACAAGCUGUUUUGCAUAGGCGUCGCAAGUGGUAUCGAAGUGAGGUCCAAUUUAUUAUUGCAAAUAGUUUUAUACUUUAAUGUUUGGUUUUAUCCAGUUUGGAUUUGGAUUCUUCUGUGCAACGUGGAUGCAAAGUACUGUAAAUUAAAUGAUGUCUAUCAAGUCAUAAGUGUAGCAGUUUUCAUUGCUGUAAUUAUUUUAGAAGGUGUAAGACUAUAUUUGGGAUAUCUUGGAAAUUUAGCCAUAAAAAUUCCCGAGCUAGCAACUUUUUGGUUAAUAUCAACGCUUCUGCAACUUCCUCUAGAGAUGUUCCUCAUUCUUGAUCCAAGAAACAUUCCUGAGUUAAAUGAAAAAAUUGCUAACAUUAUAGCAAUAAUUUUUCUACUUGCAGAAAUUACAACAGGAACACUGGCUUUAAGAAAUUUAGCUGACUCUCAUGCCAAAAGAUUUUAUAUAGCGCAAUUAUAUAAAGUAGAUGAUAAGUUGGACUGAAAAUUUUUUCACAAACAGUAUUACAUAAAUAUUAUAUUUCUACGUUUAUGUACACUUUUAUAAUUUCUAUUUUAGGUUAUUUAAUUAAUUGCUUAUAACAUUAACUUGAAUAUAUUAUUCAUUUUAUGAAUUUUAUUCUACCUAAAUGCUGUUUAUUUUCAAAAAUUAUCCAUCAAACAUUGUUUGUAAAAAAGACAAAAAUAGCGAGAGGUGAUGUUAAAAAGGGUUUAAAAAUAAAUGAAAUCUUUGUUUUUAUAAAAUUAUUCAAAUAAUUCUAAAUUCUAAGUUACACACGUUCAUGAUUAUUUAAAUGAUGUAAAUCAUAGAAUAUUUGUAAAUAUAAUAUAUUAAUUUUUAA
Leptopilina boulardi is the source of this 1165-nucleotide messenger RNA. RefSeq names its product transmembrane protein 17-like. Bases 274 to 807 code for a protein of 177 amino acids. NCBI's taxonomy places the organism in Eukaryota, Metazoa, Arthropoda, Insecta, Hymenoptera, Figitidae. Gene Ontology annotation, biological process: non-motile cilium assembly. The record is from RefSeq and is a predicted model, not a curated record. The transcript has 4 exons. Gene Ontology annotation, cellular component: ciliary transition zone.